UGUAUUAUGUAUUUUGGCAAUCAAUUGAUCUUGCGUUUGCUAUUUGCUGUUAUUAUUUUUCAUUUCUUCUUUAAUUUGUUUGGGUAUUUUGUUCUCUUCAUUUUUAUGAAACAUUUGCAUCAUCUUACAGCUUUCUCUUCAGUUUUCCCCCUUGUGGCUCGUUUUCUGGAGAGGAGCUUUUGUUAGCUUUUAUUGUUCUUUCAAUUGGGAUGUUACGGGAAGGAUUGUGUUAGGCUCUUAAUGUGAGAUAUAAGGUUGAUGAGUCAUGAAUUCGGAGGUUCUAACUUGAUCUAAUUUAUUUUGAGAGUAGACGCGCAAGUUCAGUCGUGUGAGAGUUGUGAUCGACAUUUUAUAGUACCUUUGUGAUCUCAAAUUAACGUUGUAAUUUUUAUUAAGAAUUAGUCAAUGGUAUUGAAGCUUUGAGAGAGGCGGGUAGAAUUAGGAAUCAACCACAACCACUGAAAUUCAAUGCUGAAAAUUUAGUAAAUUAAGCGUGAAAAGCUAUUAUGAAAAUAAUAGAUCUGAAAAUCCUUGGUGGUUGCUCAAGUCGGGUGGCAGUGGGGUGUUGGUUGCUUUGAGAAGUGGUGGAGUGGCUUUGAUGGGAUGUGAUAGUAGUAAUGAUUGGUGGUGGUGUCGAAGUUCUAGUGUGGAAAUUGAGGUAAAAGGGUCAAGGUGAAAGGACAACGUAAACAGCUGGUGAUGCUGAACAUGGAAUUGAUCAUGAUGGAUGAAUAGCAUAUAUUAUCUUGGAAUGUUGAAAUUAUACAUUGCAUUUGAAGUGUUUUUCCUACCUGCACCUUUUGUUUGUUGAUUCGUUCUUUUCUGACAUGAUUACAUUUUUUCCCUUCAUUAUGAUCAAUUUGAAGGGAAAUCUGCUUGAAAACAUAUUGGUAAGAUGGAUGCUGAUGGAUAUGUUGUUGAAGUUACAAGCCUAUCCCCAAAAGCCACAGAGAAGGAUGUCUAUGAUUUUUUUGCUUUCUCUGGUGUAAUUCAGCAUGUUGAAAUUGUGAGGUCUGGUGAUGAUGCCUGCACUGCUUAUGUGACAUUCAAAGAUGCAUAUUCUCAAGAAACUGCUUGCUUGCUCAGUGGUGCUACUAUUUUAGAUCAACGUGUGUGCAUAACACACUGGGGGCAGUAUAGAGAUGAACAUGACUUUUGGAGCAGCCCUUCCUAUAGGGGAGCUGAGGAAACUACUUCAACUCAACAUCAAAGCAGCCAUUUUGUGUCCUCCGCUGGAGAAGCAGUUACUGUGGCACAAGAAGUCGUUAAGACCAUGCUAGCAAAGGGAUAUGUUCUUGGAAAGGACGCUUUGGCAAAUGCCAAAGCAUUUGAUGAGUCUCACCACGUUUCAGCAACUGCCUCAGCAAAGGUUGCUGAGCUGAACCAGAAAAUUGGCCUCACUGAGAAAAUAUCUGCCGGGGUUGAUGCUGUUAAGUCUGUGGAUCAGAAAUAUCAUGUCUCAGAAACAGCCAUGUCAGCUGCAUCAGCCACAGGAAGAUCAGUUGCAGCAGCUGCAAAUACUGUGGUAAAUAGCAGCUAUUUUUCAAAGGGAGCCUUGUGGGUUUCAGGUGUUUUAUCCCGAGCCGCAGAUGCAGCGGCUGAUCUGGGUAGCGGCGGUGGUGGUAGGCAGUGAGUCAUUGGGUCAUUCAAUCCAAAUUCUUGUUUAUACGUCUGCUGCACUGCGGAAUAGGUUUGUCAAUACAUUUAUAGGGUUAUUUUAUAUCAAUAGUGUUCUCAGUUGUUGUAUGUGAGGAUUUCUUCAGGAUAUGAAUUAAGAGGAUAAUAGUUAAUACAACAAA
Messenger RNA from Prosopis cineraria, 1799 nucleotides. RefSeq names its product binding partner of ACD11 1. Lineage: Eukaryota; Viridiplantae; Streptophyta; Magnoliopsida; Fabales; Fabaceae. The record is from RefSeq and is a predicted model, not a curated record. Bases 896 to 1633 code for a protein of 245 amino acids. Gene Ontology annotation, molecular function: RNA binding. The transcript has 4 exons.